Gekko japonicus is the source of this 1292-nucleotide messenger RNA. It is a transcript of the gene CHMP2A, whose product is annotated as charged multivesicular body protein 2A. Gene Ontology annotation, biological process: late endosome to vacuole transport; endosome transport via multivesicular body sorting pathway; protein transport. The transcript is spliced from 6 exons. Lineage: Eukaryota; Metazoa; Chordata; Lepidosauria; Squamata; Gekkonidae. The record is from RefSeq and is a predicted model, not a curated record. Gene Ontology annotation, cellular component: multivesicular body; ESCRT III complex. Bases 126 to 788 code for a protein of 220 amino acids.
GAGGAGGCCGCCCUUGUGACGUCAGCGGGCCAAGGCGGAAGAAGAGACGAGAGGAAGCAACAAGACAUCGAAGGGAGGCUUAAGGCUGCUGCUGCUGGUUGCAGGCCCACCCAUUCUCUUCCACCAUGGAUCUACUCUUUGGACGGCGGAAGACCCCAGAAGAGAUGCUCCGGCAAAAUCAGAGGGCGCUGAACCGCGCCAUGCGAGAGCUGGACCGCGAGCGACAGAAGCUGGAAACCCAGGAGAAAAAGAUCAUUGCCGACAUAAAGAAGAUGGCAAAGCAGGGACAGAUGGAUGCAGUAAAGAUCAUGGCCAAAGAUCUGGUGCGGACGAGGCGUUAUGUCAAGAAGUUCAUCAUGAUGAGGGCCAACAUCCAGGCGGUGUCCCUCAAAAUACAGACCCUCAAGUCAAACAACUCCAUGGCACAGGCCAUGAAGGGCGUCACUAAAGCCAUGGCCACCAUGAACCGACAGCUGAAGCUACCCCAGAUCCAGAAGAUCAUGAUGGAGUUUGAGAAGCAGUCAGAAAUCAUGGACAUGAAGGAGGAGAUGAUGAAUGAUGCCAUUGAUGACGCCAUGGGGGAUGAGGACGACGAGGAGGAAAGUGAUGCUGUGGUCUCGCAGGUGCUGGACGAACUGGGUCUGACGUUGACGGAUGAGCUGUCUAACCUGCCUUCGACCGGCGGUUCUUUGAGUGUGGCCGGCGGCAAGAAGGCCGAGGCCUCGGCAGCUCUCGCCGAUGCAGACGCCGACCUGGAGGAGCGGUUAAAGAACUUGCGGCGGGACUAGCGGGCACGGAGCUGGGCUCCCCCCCCUUCCCUCCUUCCCAAAGCUGUGGUGUUGCUCUUUUCCCCCCCCCCCCCCAAUGUCACACCUGCUUCUGUGGCAGGUCAUAGAGCCCCCACCGGCUUCUGGGAUGGCCGCGAGCACCGACGAGGGAGGCAAAGGUGCCAGCCCCUCCGUCGUGCUUUUACGUCCCCUCUUCCUUUCUUUUCCAAAAGGAUUUUUAAUGCCACCCGACGAGGUUUCUUUCUUUUCUGUAGCUUGCUCAAAAUGCCUCCGUUCCACGUGCCUGGGUGGUUUGGAGAUUCUAAUGCGCUCUCUUCUGAAGAGAGGGCGUGGGCGACGGAACCCAUUAUGACCCCCCCCAUCUAGUUCCUGAUGUUCUUUUUUGGGGGGUGGAGAAGGGGAGCUACAGGCAGCACCUUGGCUGUUACCUCCUGCCUCUGGGAAGGCGGCAAGAGGUUUUCCAGCACUUUUCCUUGGGCUAAAGCUUUAUGUACACUACCCCCC